Carassius carassius (crucian carp) is the source of this 2436-nucleotide messenger RNA. Its product is annotated as protocadherin beta-15-like. The transcript has a single exon. Gene Ontology annotation, biological process: homophilic cell-cell adhesion. Gene Ontology annotation, molecular function: calcium ion binding. The record is from RefSeq and is a predicted model, not a curated record. Bases 10 to 2436 code for a protein of 808 amino acids. Gene Ontology annotation, cellular component: plasma membrane. Lineage: Eukaryota; Metazoa; Chordata; Actinopteri; Cypriniformes; Cyprinidae.
UCUUCUGAGAUGUUUGGGUUUUUGUUCUUCGUGCUGAUGGCGCACACCGCUAAUGGAGAUGUGAGCUAUUCUUUUCCAGAGGAGAUGAAACGCGGAUCUGUGAUUGGAAAUAUAGCAAAAGAUCUAGGGGUUGAUGUGAACAGACUUUCAUCUGGUAAUGCUCGCAUUGACACGGAAGGAAACAGAAAACGAUACUGUGACAUUAAUUUGAACACUGGAGAACUGACCGUAGCGGAGAGAAUCGACAGAGAGGGGCUUUGUGGAAAGAAAGCUUCAUGCGUUAUGAAACAGGAGCUCGUGUUGGAAAAUCCUUUGGAACUGCAUCGCUUUAUUCUUAAUAUUCAAGAUAUAAAUGAUAAUUCACCUUUAUUCAAACAAACCUUAAUCAAUUUCGAAAUUAGCGAAUCUGCAGACAAAGGAUCUCGUUACUUAUUAGAUGAGGCCCAUGAUGCGGAUAUUGGUGUGAAUUCGGUGCAAACAUAUAUACUUCAAAACAAUGACCACUUUAUUUUAAACGUAGUUACUCGGGAAAAUGGAAGAAAAUAUGGCGAACUCAUGCUGAAUAAAGAGUUGGAUCGUGAGCAGCAGAAAGAGGUAACAUUAAUUCUCACUGCGGUAGACGGAGGGACUCCACCGAGAUCAGGUACUGUAGCCAUACACGUCACUGUGCUGGAUGCUAAUGAUAAUGCUCCAGUCUUUAGUCAGGCCGUCUAUAAAGUCAGUCUGCCUGAAAAUUCUCCUCUAGAUACUGUAGUGGAAACAGUAAUUGCAACCGAUAUUGACGAAGGACAUAAUGGAGAAGUGAUGUAUGAAUUUGGACAUCUGCCUGAAACCCACAUGAAAACAUUUUCGCUGGAUUCAUUGUCUGGUGAAAUUAAACUAACAGGUCUCCUUGAUUAUGAGGAAGAAAGCUCAAUUGAGCUGCCAAUUCAAGCUAAAGAUGGCCAAGGUUUAGCCAGUUACUCUGCUGUGGUUAUUGAUGUUGUUGAUAUCAACGAUAAUGUCCCUAUAAUUAUGAUCAAAUCUCUCAAAAUCCCUGUUCCUGAGAAUGUGUUACCCGGUACAGAGGUUGGCAUCAUUAAUGUGCAGGACAGAGACUCUGAGAAUAACGGACAGGUGCGCUGCUCCAUUCAGCAAAACGUCCCAUUUAAACUCGUACCUUCAAUCAAAAAUUAUUAUUCUCUGGUGACCACAGGUGAAUUAGACCGCGAGCUGCUCUCUGAUUAUAAUAUUACAAUUACUGCUACUGAUGAGGGCUCUCCGCCUUUAUCUUCCACUAAGAAUAUUCACCUGACUGUAGCUGACGUGAAUGAUAAUCCACCUGUAUUUCAGGAGCAGAGUUACAGAGCUCAUGUGCAAGAAAAUAACAAACCGGGCUCCACUAUUUGUUCAGUAUCAGCUACAGACCCGGACUGGAGACAGAAUGGCACUGUAGUCUAUUCUCUGUUGUCCUCUGAUCUCAGUGGCGCACCGGUGUCCUCCUUUCUAUCCAUUAACGGAGACACCGGGGUCAUUCAUGCCGUGAGGUCGUUUGAUUACGAACAGUUAAAAAGUUUCAAAGUGCUCGUGUUAGCCAGAGACAACGGUUCUCCUCCUCUGAGCAGUAACGUGACCGUGAGUGUCUUCGUAACAGAUGAGAAUGACAACUCCCCUCAUAUAUUAUACCCCUCUCCGGGAGGAAACUCCUUCAUGACCGAGAUGGUACCCAAAGCUGCGCAGGCGCGCUCCCUGGUCUCCAAGGUGAUCGCCGUGGACGCGGAUUCUGGCCAGAACGCGUGGCUCUCGUAUCACAUUAUUAAAGCGACAGAUCCGGGACUUUUCACUAUCGGUGUCCACAGCGGAGAGAUCAGGACGCAGCGGGACAUUUCUGAAUCUGACAACAUGAAACAAAACCUCAUUGUGUCCGUGAGAGAUAACGGACAGCCCUCUCUCUCAGCCACGUGCGCAUUGUAUUUACUUAUAUCAGAUAACUUGGCUGAAGUUCCAGAACUGAAAGACAUGUCUCGCGACGACAGCAGCUCCAAACUGACGUUUUAUUUGAUCAUCGCGCUGGUAUCCGUUUCCACUUUCUUCCUGACCUUCAUCAUCAUCAUCCUGGCCGUAAGGUUUUGUCGCAGGAGAAAGCCCAGACUGUUGUUUGAUGGAGCUGUAGCCAUUCCCAGUGCGUAUCUUCCUCCAAAUUACGCAGAGGUGGAGGGCGCGGGAACUCUCCGCAGCACUUACAAUUAUGACGCAUACCUGACCACGGGCUCGCGCACUAGUGACUUCAAGUUCGUCAGAUCUUAUAAUGAGGAUACACUGACUGCUGACCUGACUCUGAAAAAGACUCAAUCCGCUGUGGAUGAUCUUGAAGUACUCGAUGCUGAAAUGGUCAAUUCGUUUCAGGUAGGACUCAUAAAAUGGCUUUUUAAAAUAAUGUGUGUGUUAACAGAUUAA